GCGCCACAGGCACAGACACUCGCCCCCAUUCGUUGCGCUAGAAGUGGGGCCGGCGGUUUUCGCCUGGGCCCUGCGUCGUCAUGCAGUUUUGGGCGAGGGCUUGCCGGAAGCCAGGCAUUGCGCCCACUAUUGCGUCGGCGCGCCCGCCGGGGCGGGUCGCGGGCUGGGCCAAUCCGCGGCUAAUUUUGUGCUCGCCCGGAAUUCCAUUCGGGCCCACGCAUGGCGCCAGGCCUCAACAGAAACGCCAGGCUGCUUGAGCUUGCCCCCAUCCAGUAAAGGGCCGAAAGAC
Messenger RNA from Amoebophrya sp. A120, 289 nucleotides. The record is from the annotation of a GenBank genome assembly. Lineage: Eukaryota; Dinophyceae; Syndiniales; Amoebophryaceae.